AUGGCAUCGGACUUCGUUCAAACUAUCUCUGAGAUCCCGUUGGACGUUUGCGACACGAUGAUGACAGAACAGGCAUUGUUCGACUUGGGGGAUUUCCACUGGGGGGAUUAUGGCAUCUUGACUUUCCGAAAUCAGGAGGGCGAGAACUACUUGUUUGCUGAAUGGGACUAUGACCUACAACUAGCUGCUACAGAUGCAACCAUGAAUUUGGAUAACACCAGUUUCGGGCUGCACAAUGUCUCGAGUACUGACGAUGAGAUCUCCCCUCUGUAG
This is a messenger RNA of Metarhizium brunneum ARSEF 3297, 273 nucleotides long. RefSeq lists its product as uncharacterized. Lineage: Eukaryota; Fungi; Ascomycota; Sordariomycetes; Hypocreales; Clavicipitaceae. The record is from RefSeq and is a predicted model, not a curated record.